Molecule: messenger RNA, 586 nt
Organism: Oncorhynchus mykiss (rainbow trout)
Lineage: Eukaryota; Metazoa; Chordata; Actinopteri; Salmoniformes; Salmonidae
Source: RefSeq, a predicted model, not a curated record
GGUUCAUCAGGGAAAUGGUGGGCUCUGAUUGGCCCAACACACUAAUCACCCAGCCUGUUUGUGUGUGACCAGAACUCUGUUUGGCAGUGGUUUUGACAGUGAUGAAGAGCUGCCCCCGCCCUUCCUCAGCACCACCCAACCUGCGUACAGCCUGCCAGGCUCUGACGGAUACUCCAGCCACGUGGAGUCUGAUGUGUUCAGCGAUGGUCAGACUCAGAGAGGGGUGGAUCGCUACCUGGACAGCCUCUUCAACCCUGUGUUAUCAGACGGCAGCACGGACCUGGACAAGCCAGCCAGUAUGACAGGCCGGAUGAAGGGAGGAGGAGGAAUAGGAGGAGGAGAGGAGGAGAGGGGUAAGGCCCCCUCCAGCAGACCAUAUCCAGCAGGACUACAGCCCGGAGGUUCUCCAGAACAGACAGGGAUGUCUCAGCAGCAACAGACCAUCAUCAACCAGCAAGCCAUCAUACUGGCCCAGCAGAUGACCAUGCAGGCCAUGGCUUUCCAGCAGCAGAUGUUGUCUUCCUUCCCCCUCGCCCCCCAGGCCCCUCCCACACAACCAAGCCCCCGCACCUCCAGCCAUUGUUAA